Hansenula ciferrii is the source of this 1140-nucleotide messenger RNA. It is a transcript of the gene YEA4, whose product is annotated as Yea4p. NCBI's taxonomy places the organism in Eukaryota, Fungi, Ascomycota, Saccharomycetes, Phaffomycetales, Wickerhamomycetaceae. Gene Ontology annotation, molecular function: UDP-N-acetylglucosamine transmembrane transporter activity. The coding region runs from base 1 to 1140 and encodes 379 amino acids. Gene Ontology annotation, cellular component: endoplasmic reticulum membrane; Golgi membrane. Gene Ontology annotation, biological process: transmembrane transport. The transcript has a single exon. The record is from RefSeq and is a predicted model, not a curated record.
AUGGUUAAUCCAAAAUUAAGUGCCAUCACACAAAUUGCUAUUAAAGAUUGGCUUCUAAUCCUAGGUUUAAUCUUUGGUGGAUGUUGUUCAAAUGUUUUCACAUUAGAAAAAAUCGUUACAACAAAUCCAGAUUCUGGUAAUAUUGUAACAUUUGCACAAUUUUUAUUUAUUGCUCUUGAGGGUUAUAUUCAUUUUUUUGAUAAGACAAGACCACCUUUUUAUAUUAAAGAGAAUAAAGUUCCAUUGAAAAGAUGGUCAUUAACUAUUAUUAUGUUUUUUUUGAUUAGUAUUUUAAAUAAUUCUGUAUUUAUAUUUAAAAUUUCUAUACCAAUUCAUAUUAUUUUUAGAAGUUCUGGAACUGCUGUUGUUAUGAUUAUUGGUUGGUUAAUUGCUAAAAAGACAUAUAAUAGAACUCAAAUUGCUUCAGCUUUAUUAUUAACUUUAGGUGCUAUUAUAACAACUUUAUAUAAAGAUUCAGAAUUUUUAUCCAAGAGAGAUGAAAUUGAAUCCACUGGUGGAUUCUUAGAAACUAUAUCAAAUGAUGUAUUAUUCUUCAUUGGUAUUGGUGUGCUGUUAUUUGCAGCUAUCUUAAUGGCCCUUUUAGGAUUAUAUAAUGAAGAAACUUAUAGAAAAUAUGGUAAACAUUGGCAAGAAAAUGUUUUUUAUUCUCAUUUAUUUGGUUUACCAAUUUUUAUAUUCAUUUUACCAAAAAUUAUAUCAGAAUUUAAAGCUUUAUUAGAAUAUCCGGAAACUUUUAAUAUUUUAGGUUGGGAAUUCCCUAAACAAGUUGUUUACCUGGGUUUAAAUGUCCUAACUCAAUUUUUUUGUGUUCGUGGUGCAAAUAUGCUUGCAGGUAAUACCACAGCAUUAACAGUAUCAGUUGUAUUAUUAUUAAGAAAAUUCACAAGUUUAUUAUUAAGUAUGUGGUUAUUUAAUAAUAGUUUAAGUAAAACAGGUUCAUUUGGUGCUUUCCUAGUGUUUUUUGGUGCAUUCUUGUAUAGUUAUGGUUCAACUCAAAAUAAAUCACCUGUGGUUAAACCUCCUCAAGAACAACAAAUGGAAAUUAGGGAAGAAAUUGAAUUUAAAGAAUUAAAACCAAAUGAUAAAGAUGAUGUGGAAAAAGCCAAAUUGGCAGAGUAA